AUGAGGAUCCACAACCUCACCCUCCUCUCCUUCCUCCUUCUGGCCGCUCAGGCGCUCCUGGUGGAGGGCAAGAAAAGGGGAAAGAAUGGACAUCACAGCAAAGUGGCCUCAGAGCAGAAGGACACUCUGGGAAGCGCCCCAAGUAAGCAGAGAAACAGGACCAAAGGCAAGUUUGUCACCAAAGACCAAGCCAACUGCAGGUGGGCUGUGACUGAGCAGGAGGAGGGCAUCUCUCUCAAGGUCGAGUGCACACGAACGGACCGCAACUUUUCCUGUGUCUUUGCUGGCAAUCCAGCCCAGUGCCUAAAGCUCAAGGAAGAGAAGGUUUACUGGAAACAGAUUGCCCGGAAUCUGCGCUCACAGAAGGACAUCUGUGGAUAUUCCAAAUCUGCCCUGAAGACUCGGGUGUGCAGAAAGGAUUUUCCAGAAUCCAAUCUCAAGCUGGUGAGCUCCACUCUGUUUGAAAACAAGAAGCCCAGGAAGGAGAAAGCAGAGCUUUCCCCCAGGGAGCAUACCAAGGUCAAAGAGAUCCCUUCCUUUAGUCCAGCGGUGACCCAGACCGUGACCACCAAAGCUCCUGAGUGUGUGGAGGACCCCGAUGUGGCAAGGCAGAAGGAGACUGCCCUGGAGUUCUGUGGGGAGUCCUGGAGUUCCAUCUGCACCUUCUUUCUCAACAUGAUACAGGACACCUCCUGCUAG
Molecule: messenger RNA, 699 nt
Organism: Carlito syrichta (Philippine tarsier)
Lineage: Eukaryota; Metazoa; Chordata; Mammalia; Primates; Tarsiidae
Gene: FGFBP1
Product: fibroblast growth factor binding protein 1
Exons: 1
Coding region: 1-699 (232 amino acids)
Biological process (GO): cell-cell signaling
Molecular function (GO): growth factor binding
Source: RefSeq, a predicted model, not a curated record